Molecule: messenger RNA, 948 nt
Organism: Rattus norvegicus (Norway rat)
Lineage: Eukaryota; Metazoa; Chordata; Mammalia; Rodentia; Muridae
Gene: Or2t6
Product: olfactory receptor family 2 subfamily T member 6
Exons: 1
Coding region: 1-948 (315 amino acids)
Biological process (GO): signal transduction; G protein-coupled receptor signaling pathway; detection of chemical stimulus involved in sensory perception of smell
Cellular component (GO): membrane; plasma membrane
Molecular function (GO): G protein-coupled receptor activity; olfactory receptor activity
Source: RefSeq, marked reviewed
AUGGAUGGAAACAAAACCAUCCCCAGUGACUUCACCUUUGUGGGGCUCUUUACUCACAAAGCCUCGGGAUUCCUCUUCAGUGUUAUUUGUGCCGUGUUCUUCCUGGCCUUAGUGUCCAAUGGAGUCAUGAUCUUUCUCAUUCACAUAGACCCUCAUCUUCACACCCCCAUGUAUUUCCUCCUCAGCCACCUCUCCAUCAUCGACAUGAUGUAUAUUUCCACUAUUGUACCUAAGAUAUUGAUUGAUUACAUUGUAGGCAAAGGGAUCAUCUCUUUCGCUGCCUGUACAGCCCAGUACUUUCUAUACAUGGGCUUUGUAGGGGCCGAGUUCUUCCUGCUGGGACUUAUGGCCUAUGACCGCUAUGUGGCCAUCUGCAAUCCUCUCCGUUAUCCUGUCCUCAUGAGUCGGAGGGUGUGCUGGUUUAUUUUGGCCAGCUCUUGGUUCGGUGGGGCUUUGGACAGUUUCCUCCUCACACCCAUCACCAUGAGUCUCCCGUUCUGUGCAUCCCACAAGAUCAACCACUUUUUCUGCGAGGCUCCUACGAUGCUGAGGCUGGCCUGUGGUGACAAAGCCAUAUAUGAAAUGGUGAUGUACAUCUGCUGUGUGGUGAUGCUGUUGGUCCCCUUCUCUGUGGUGAUCACAUCCUAUGCCCAGAUACUGGUCACAGUACAUCAGAUAAAGUCUGAAGAAGGGAGGAAGAAGGCCUUUGCCACCUGCUCAUCACAUGUGAUUGUGGUAACAUUGUUUUAUGGGGCUGCUUUGUACACCUAUAUGCUUCCCCAAGCCUAUCACACCCCACUCAAGGACAAAAUCUUCUCAGCCUUUUAUACCAUCCUCACCCCCUUGCUCAACCCUGUUAUUUACAGUCUGAGGAACAGAGAUGUGGCAGGGGCUUUGAAGAGGGUGAUAGCAAGACAUAGAGGGACCUGUGGUAUGGAAAGGAAUUAA